AAAUGCCUUUCGAAUACAAACAAGAGCAAAGGAAAUACGGAGAGAACCGACACAAGGCUUAACUCGGGAAGCUUCAAGUCUGCCUACCUGUGAAAGUUCGGGAGUAACAAUAAUUACAUGAACAUGGCUGAGGCAAACAGUGCUUUCUUUGCAGCCAGUGAGCAGACAUUCCAUACGCCAAGCCUUGGGGAUGAGGAGUUUGAGAUCCCCCCUAUCACGCCUCCUCCAGAGUCAGACCCCGCCCUGGGCAUGCCCGAUGUUCUUCUACCCUUUCAAGGCCUCAGUGAUCCAUUGCCUUCCCAGGGAAGUGAGUUCACACCCCAGUUUCCCCCUCAAAGCCUGGAUCUUCCUUCCAUUACAAUCUCAAGAAAUCUCGUGGAACAAGAUGGCGUGCUUCAUAGCAGUGGGUUGCAUAUGGACCAGAGCCACACACAAGUGCCCCAGUACCGUCAGGAUCACUCCUUGAUCAUGAGGUCCAUCGUCCACAUGACUGACGCUGCUCGCUCUGGGAUCAUGCCUCCCACUCAGCUCACCACGAUCAACCAGUCUCAGCUCAGCGCCCAGUUGGGGUUGAAUUUGGGAGGUGCCAGUAUGCCACACACGUCUCCUUCACCACCAGCGAGCAAGUCUGCAACCCCUUCCCCUUCCAGCUCCAUCAAUGAAGAGGAUGCUGAUGAAUCCAACAGAGCCAUUGGAGAGAAAAGAGCUGCUCCAGAUUCUGGCAAGAAGCCCAAGACUCCAAAGAAAAAGAAAAAGAAAGAUCCCAAUGAGCCCCAGAAGCCGGUGUCAGCAUAUGCCCUGUUUUUCAGGGACACACAGGCUGCAAUUAAAGGGCAAAACCCCAAUGCCACUUUUGGAGAGGUCUCAAAAAUUGUGGCAUCCAUGUGGGACAGCCUUGGAGAAGAACAAAAGCAGGUGUAUAAAAGAAAAACAGAAGCUGCCAAAAAGGAGUACCUGAAGGCCUUGGCCGCAUACCGGGCCAGCCUCGUUUCUAAGGCUGCUGCUGAAUCAGCAGAAGCCCAGACCAUCCGCUCCGUUCAGCAGACCCUGGCGUCCACCAAUCUGACAUCCUCGCUCCUUCUCAACCCUCCGCUGUCGCAACACACAACCGUGUCGGCCUCCCCUCAGACUCUCCAACAAUCGCUCCCUCGGUCAAUCGCGCCCAAGCCCCUAACCAUGAGACUCCCCAUGAACCAGAUCGUGGCGUCGGUCACCAUCGCAGCCAACAUGCCAUCGAACAUUGGGGCCCCGCUGAUAAGCUCCAUGGGAGCGACCCUGGUGGGCUCGGCCUCCUCCACCCAAGUGAGCCCUUCCGUGCAGACCCAACAGCAGCAAAUGCAGCAGCAGCUGCAGCAGCAGCAGCAACAGCAGCAGCAGCAGCAGAUGCAGCAGAUGCAGCAGCAGCAACUGCAGCAGCACCAAAUGCAUCAGCAGAUCCAGCAGCAGAUGCAGCAGCAGCAUUUCCAGCACCACAUGCAGCAGCACCUGCAGCAGCAACAGCAGCAGCACCUCCAGCAGCAGAUCAGCCAGCAGCAGCUGCAGCAACAGCUGCAGCAGCACAUGCAGCUGCAGCAGCAGCUGCAGCACAUGCAGCACCCGUCCCAGCCCUCCCCCCGGCAGCACUCCCCCGCCGCCUCCCAGAUGACGUCGCCCCUCCCCGCCAUCGGGAGCCCCCAGCCGGCCUCCCAGCAGCACCAGUCGCAAAUACAGGCUCAGACACAGACUCAAGUACUGUCGCAGGUCAGUAUUUUCUGAAGACGCCCGCGGCAGAGGCAGGUGCGCUCGGGGGUGGGCGCACGGAAGGAGGGUCCGCCGCGCGCCGGCGGCCGCAGCUUGUAAGUUGCUGUCGGUGACGCGGAAACGUGUAACAGAUCACAUGGUCCUCUCAAGUGUCUAUUAGAUAGGCAAUAAGAACACAGUGUAGCUGAGUAUCAUCUUCUAGCUGACUAUAAAUCACUUUGUUUUUAAACAAGAGAAGCUGUGCUCUUUUAUGUGAUGCCUUUUUUUAUUUAUUCAGGCUAUAUACCUACAAUAUGUGAAUCAAACAGUUUAAUGAAUCCUGGGACAUACUGAUGACUGUAGACUGGCCUCUCUGAGUCAUAGAAAACGGCCUUAUUUCCCCCCCAGAAGUGAAUAAACCACACUUCGAGGCUAUUUGAACUUCCGGAGCCCUAAAAUAAUAAAAAAGCACAGUCCUAAUUACCUGAAAUAUGAAGAUCCGGUUUCAUACAAACAUUUGUAUGACGUGAAUCGUUGAUGGCAUUUUUUGUCAUGAAAAAAAAAUAAUGUAAAUCACAGACUUUUGCCAAAGCUCUUAUUUUUUUUUCCUAAAUCUCUCCAGAAAAGAAAAAAAAAAAUGCAAGUAAUUAGAUUCCAUUAUUGACUCAUUUCCACUUUUUUAACCCAUGACUUCUCCAAAUCAGACCACAGUAUAUGUUGUAACGAUAUGUAUGGCCACUGUUAGCCCAUUAUACUCAUUCCAAUUAGAAGAAAAGAAUGUGAAUAUUAUAUUCUGUGUUUUGAGUGACAAGUUUCGAAAAAUAAAAACACUGUAUUUUUAAAAAGGGAAAUGCACUUAAAUGAAAACAGUUAUUACAAAAAGUUAAGAUUUAAAAAAAAAUGCAAGAGUUUUUAUUAUGAUGUGAUACCGGUAGAAUAUUU
Molecule: messenger RNA, 2661 nt
Organism: Neogale vison (American mink)
Lineage: Eukaryota; Metazoa; Chordata; Mammalia; Carnivora; Mustelidae
Gene: TOX3
Product: TOX high mobility group box family member 3
Exons: 7
Coding region: 118-1755 (545 amino acids)
Biological process (GO): regulation of transcription by RNA polymerase II
Cellular component (GO): nucleus
Molecular function (GO): chromatin DNA binding
Source: RefSeq, a predicted model, not a curated record